AUGUUAACUCAUUGUCUGAUGCCUCAAAUUAGAAUUUCAGGACGGAGAGGCAAGAGGAUAUUCCAAGAGCUCUUCCCAGCAGAAAAAAAUAAUGGUUUCCAAAGGCUCCUCUCCCUCUACUUCAAUGAGAGGGCAACCGAAAAGGUCCCUCUUGGUGACCAAAAAAUUGUCUUGGCCAUUGUGGGACAAGGGAUGCAGUGGGUCAAAAAAGUUGGAUACUGGGCUUUUGAGGAGUCUCUCUCUAAAGCAAGCUCAUGUGUGUCCACGCUCCCACCAGUAAAUCUGUGUAACCUAGGGCUUAUCCACACUUCCUUUUCCCCUGUGAUUUCCAGUCAUGGGUCCAAGAGGUUCUUUUUUUGUCCCACUGCUUCCUUCACUAGGAAAACCUGUUUAGUGCUGAAUUGGAAUAAAUGCUUAUCUACAGAAAAUCCAAUAGAUGGGAUUUACCGAUUCAGCAGUAAACAGCGGGUAUUCCCAGGGAAAGCAGUGGAACCCAUACCUAUUUUGUGCCUAGAAAUCACAGGACAAACACAAGUGUGGAUGACCCCCACAUUAAGGGUUUAA
Molecule: messenger RNA, 564 nt
Organism: Podarcis lilfordi (Lilford's wall lizard)
Lineage: Eukaryota; Metazoa; Chordata; Lepidosauria; Squamata; Lacertidae
Source: the annotation of a GenBank genome assembly